Molecule: messenger RNA, 1474 nt
Organism: Caenorhabditis elegans
Lineage: Eukaryota; Metazoa; Nematoda; Chromadorea; Rhabditida; Rhabditidae
Gene: sol-2
Product: CUB domain-containing protein
Exons: 6
Coding region: 9-1319 (436 amino acids)
Source: RefSeq, marked reviewed
AUGGUAAAAUGAUUGAAUAUCUGUUAUUCAUCAUUAUCAACGUCAUCACACUGAUCACAUGCUCAUAUUGUCCCAUAAAGCAUAUUCAUUCGUCUACACCCACUACAGGAUUCAUUGAAUCUCCGGGAUAUCCAUCGGCAUUCUCUGCACCUCUUGACUGUAUAUUCAACAUAACAACAGCUGCAUCGAAUGUGAUCCAAUUAUCAUUUGUCUCAUUUGAUCUAGCAUCAAAAAAUCAAUUAAGUGAUCAAUGCCUGGAUAGUUAUCUUCUGGUUGUUGUAGUUGAUAGACAUGGUAGACAACAUGUUGGUGAGAGGUUAUGUGGGAAUCAGGUUCCACUGUCUAUUAAUACUAUGCAAUCAUGGAUGCAAGUUCAAUUCGUCACUACUUCAACUAAUCAGAAGCAUCGAGGGUUUAGGAUUCAGUACAGGAUUCUUUCGGAGGCAGCAAUCCAGGAGCCAUCUUCAACCCUCGGAGAAUCAAUGUUCAGUGGUUGUGGUGGACAUUCCACUCCUGGACAACUUUCUGGUGAAAUACUGUCACCAGGCUAUCCAACCACAUAUCCGAAGAAUUCCACGUGUAAUUGGUUGAUCCGUGUAGAAGCCCGACAACGAAUCUACAUUCGAAUAGUUCAUUUACACUUGGCCCCCACUAUUGCAGAAUGUGAACGAGCAUCACUAACAAUAAUCGAUGGAUAUAAACAUGAAAAAUAUGGAAUUGAUCGAAAGGAAUCCACGUCAGAGACGUCUGAAGCAAAAUUCUGUGGAAGUCAGCUGUAUUAUGCAGAAGAGGGAAUGAAAAGCUAUUUAUCAAGUGCAAAUCGAAUUGUUGUACGAUUUAUUACACAGGAAGGACCACCGUCUUCAAUGAUUGGGGAAGAGAGGAUUGGAUUUAAAGUUGUAUGGACUGCAGUGGAGGGUCUGAUUGGAGAAGGUGAUGAGAGUGUUAAUGGAAAUUCUUGUAAGGAUCAAUUUAUGUGCCAUGGGGGACAAGUUUGUGUUGAACAGGGUCAUGGAAUUUGCGCUUCACGGUCCCGUCUCUGCAUUCACAGCUCUCUCGUUUGUGACGGAAUCCAUAAUUGUGUUGAAGGAGAUUUCUCCGACGAGCAACACUGUUACUCCCGAGAGAUAAUAACAUCGGCGGCACUCGGAUUCUCGUUGAUUGUGCUCACGAUGCUCGUCUUGGUGUGCUGUGAUCAGUUCAGGAAGCGGCGACGGCUUCGGGUGAUGAUUCGGGAACGAAGAGCCGCGUCGGAGAAUGGGAAAUGUAAAAAUAUGAAUAAUAAUUCGAUUACAACACGGAUACAGCCGAACCGGUGACUAUUAGAGAGCGAAUUGUGAAUGUUUUCGCGAUUCGCUCGACAAAUUUAUCGAAUUUUUCACAAUUUUAUAAUUUAAAAUUGCUUUUCAGUUAAUGUAACGGAGCUUUUUUCUUUUAUUUUUAAUUUGAAACUUUAAUAAACAUUAUUCAAACA